Molecule: messenger RNA, 2177 nt
Organism: Westerdykella ornata
Lineage: Eukaryota; Fungi; Ascomycota; Dothideomycetes; Pleosporales; Sporormiaceae
Exons: 3
Coding region: 91-2001 (636 amino acids)
Biological process (GO): protein polyubiquitination
Molecular function (GO): ubiquitin protein ligase activity; metal ion binding
Source: RefSeq, a predicted model, not a curated record
UUCCCCAACCCUUUGCCCAGGGGUUUUGCGCAAAAUCCAUACCUCUCGUCCCACUCGCUGCAGCCUGGCUCCCUCUCCCCGACCCAAGCCAUGGGCAGCCAGCCUGCGCCAGAGCUGCUUACAGAAACACCCCACUUCGACCUUCCCCCACCAGCACAACCUCAAGCCGCCGCCCAACACGGUGCUUUCGGACACCAGCUUCCCUUAGACCAGCGUUUUCCUUCCGGCAAACCACCCCAAAUCCCUCGUAACAACCAAGCAACUUCAGAAGACUUCCGCCAUCCGCCAUUGCCUUCCAGAAUGCCUGGCGCAAAUGGUAAUGGGCCGCUGCCGGUCCCCAGCGGUCCGCAUGGUCGCAUGGGAAACGGCCAUGCGCAUGAGAGACACAUGCGUGAAAUGGGUUUUGCGGGACCGCGCAGUCCCCCGAACAACAAGAGCACUGCCCAUGUUCCUUGCAAAUUCUACCGUCAAGGAGCUUGCCAGGCUGGAAAGGCGUGCCCUUUCCUCCACUCUGAUGAGCCCAUCACGGAUAGAGCGCCUUGCAAGUACUUCGCCAAGGGGAAUUGCAAGUUUGGCCACAAGUGCGCUCUCGCUCACGUUCUUCCCAAUGGCGCCAUCGUCAACCGCAAUAGUCUGGGUGGCGGCGGGGGCCCCUUUGGUCGGAUGAACAUACCUCACCAUCCGGAACCAGCACCCAAUAGUUCACUGUUGUCUAUGCAGGCGCAUAUGGCGCCUCAUUAUCCACCUCCGAUGCAUGAUGACUUCCUCGCCCAACAAAAGCCUCCCUUCGAUAUGAUACCGACCAUAGACACAACCUUCACUUCGAACGCCGGAUCCAAUUAUGGUUCGCCUCCUAAUGAGGGUCGCAUACCGAUGUCGCCUGUCCAAAAAGGUCUUACGCUUAUGGAAGUACCGCUGCCGGCAUCGUUCGACAGCCAAGGAAUUUCGCAUGUUGCUCGAUACGGGCCAAUUGCUGCGUCUGUCCCGUCGAAGUUCCUCGCCGGCUCCCCGCCAUCUUCGUUCCAGGGCGAAUCCUACGCAUUGCGCAAUCUCCACAGCUCCGCCUUUGGAGACGAGCAUGGCAACAGGUCCGCGGCCUUGGGAUCUUCGCCACCGGAGGCCGUUGACAAGCCUUCUGGCAGGCGCAUCAUGCACUCCGAACUCCGAGUUGCAAGGAGGGGUAUGCUCUCGGCCAGUGUUGGGGCUCGUCCGCCAAUCGCCGAUGACUGGGAUGAUUCGGAGUUUGGUCUGGAGGAAGACCUCAUCCCAAGCUCCUUGAAUGACUUGCUCACUCCACAAGAGAAGAUGCGCCGUUUCUCAAGGGAUCUGGGGGACAAUGAGGGUACAUCAUUGUCACACCGGGGCUCUCUUUCGAGGCUGGGCGCAUCUCCCUCUUCUCCAUCUCGCUUCCAGGCUCUAUGGGGCAAACCACGUGCGAACAAUGACGCAGCUGAACCAGGCCCCGCUCCUGGAGUCUCUGCGUUUGGCCAUGUUGGAUCACCGCUCCGGAAUUCAAGCUUGCAUCAGGGCGCAAGCCCGUCCCUCCGUCCUCUCGCUCGGCCCACUUCUGGAGAUGCCGGCCCAUUUGUGGCGUCCCCGCCUCGACAAUCCUCGAUGAGCAUGAUCAGCCAGCAACUGCAACGCACGCGAGUCACAUCGCGCGACGACGCCGGCAGCAACCUGACCCCUAGUCCGAUGCAUCCCAGCAUCAGCAGGGUGACAUCCACGUCCAGCGUAGGCAGUUCUGGCGGCAGGCUUGGUAUUGACCGCGCAGUCAGCAGCAGCAGCAUUGGCCGUGACAGAAUCGACGAGGAGCAAGGCUUGUUCAGCAUGGAGGAAGAGGAGCUGGAGAAUGGGAAGGGCAAAGACGGCGCCUCGACCACUUCCAGCACCAGCAACAAGAGACUCAGUGGCCUGUCAUGGGGUAGCGGCGGCAAGGCGAGCCCUAGCCUUGCCCCAAUUGGCGGUCACAGGGUAUCCGCGAACGCGUCCGGCAUCUAACGAGAUGGAGCACUUGGGGAGGGAAUCCUUAGUACUUCCCUUAUCGCUUCUGACUUGCUCUGCGAUGACCUCUAUGAUAUCAAAAAAGCUAUGGCAUCAAAAGCAUAUACAUGGAAACCGUAAUCAACAUGGACUUUGGGGUUUGGUAGCUGGCGCUACACGAACGAACUCCGAUC